Molecule: messenger RNA, 1591 nt
Organism: Andrographis paniculata
Lineage: Eukaryota; Viridiplantae; Streptophyta; Magnoliopsida; Lamiales; Acanthaceae
Product: auxin-responsive protein IAA8-like
Exons: 7
Coding region: 246-1319 (357 amino acids)
Biological process (GO): regulation of DNA-templated transcription
Cellular component (GO): nucleus
Molecular function (GO): protein binding
Source: RefSeq, a predicted model, not a curated record
CAUGCUUUUUUUGUUAGUAUUUUGUUUAUAGCUUUCUGCUUGAAUGGAGGGGCCUUAAAAAUUCUCUCUGCUUUGGGUUUCCUGCUUUUUCUACAGUUACAGAACUCGCUCAAUCUUCAUCUUCUUUGGAGUUUUAUUGUCACUGCACACAGCGCGAAGGAUCUUCAGGAAUUGCUUGAGCUAUUUAUUUACAGUGCCGAACCAUUUUCCCAGUGAUUUUUACUGCAUUGUACGUUCCAAACUUAAUGUCGCCACUGCACUCAGAGGUUGAGGGGAAAAUUCAGUGUAAUGGUUCUUUCAUGGCUUCUACGGAAUCUGCAGACUCUAUUCACCAGAAUGCAUCAGGUUUGAAAGAACGGAAUUACUUGGGAUUGUCUGGCUCUUCAUCAGUGGAGAGCAGCGUAGUCUCAAAUGUGUCUGAGAAGAGCACAAACAAUCUGAAUCUGAAUGCCACAGAAUUGAGGCUUGGUCUUCCCGGAUCUCAAUCGCCAGAACGUGAUCUCGACUUCACCCUGCCAAGCCCGGGAAAGCUCGAUGAAAAACAAUUGUUCCCUUUGAUUCCUUUGAAGGAUGGAAUCAACUCACUGCCACAAAAGACAAUUGUUUCUGGGAACAAAAGAGGCUUUGCACACACUGUCGAUGGAUUUUCCGAACCCAAAAACACUUUUUGUGAAGGAAAUUGGAUGUUUAACACUGCAGGAUACGAUCCAGGACAAACAAAGCUACCUACUAAUGCUGGAAUCAAUGUAAUGCUUUCCAAGCCAUCUACUAAGACUGAAAUGCCUACAAAGAUAACUGAGAAAUGCAAUAACAAGAACAAUUCCAACACCAGUAGUGCACCUGCUGCAAAGGCACAAGUUGUCGGUUGGCCUCCUAUCAGAUCUUUCCGCAAGAACACUCUGGCAACAACUUCAAAGAACAAUGAUGAAGUUGAUGGUAAACCAGGUCCUGGUGCUCUUUUUGUCAAGGUUAGUAUGGACGGUGCUCCAUAUCUGAGGAAGGUGGAUCUGAGGAUGUACUCUACCUAUCAAGAACUCUCAUCUGCUCUAGAGAAAAUGUUCAGCUGUUUUACAUUGGGACAAUGUGGGCCCCAGGGUGCUCCGAGUAGGGAAGUGCUGAGUGAGACUAAGUUGAAGGAUCUGCUCAGUGGAUCUGAGUAUGUGUUGACAUAUGAAGAUAAGGAUGGCGAUUGGAUGCUUGUUGGGGAUGUCCCGUGGGAGAUGUUCACUGCCACAUGCAAGAGGCUCAAAAUUAUGAAAGGCUCAGAUGCUAUUGGAUUAGCUCCCAGGGGAAUGGAGAAAGCUAAGAACAGUAACUAGCUUUAGCCUUUCAGGUGAAUUGCUAUCUGUUCAUGAUGUUGGGAGUGGAAAGACUUGUGAUAUCAUCGAGCAAAAACUACGUCGGGAGUGCCUUAUGGUUUUUUUUUUUUUUUUUUCUGUUCUCAGAGUGCAAAAAUGCCUACUUUGUGUUCAUUUUAUAUUUAUAUCAUAUUCUAUGAUGGGUUUGCAAAGUCUUAUGAAUUAGUGUGAUUGAAUACUUACUGGAUAUAUGCUUUGUGUAUUGCUGUAUUGAUUACCCUGCUAUUGUGUCA